UAUUUAUAAAAAAUUACCCGAAAAAUAAACAAAAUAAAAGCCCGAUCUUUUUCUCUGCUCUUAUUCAUCUUUCCCCGCCAAAUUCACCCGAUUUCGAUCUAGAUUCACCUUCGAUUCUUUUUCAUAUCCUCAAAUUGAUUCCGAAGUCAACCGGAUCUCUGUGCCUUCUUUCGAUUGCUACCAAUUUCUUUCUAAAUUGACGCCUUGAUUCGGUUCUAGGGUUAGGGUUUCCAAAAUUUUGGGGCUUUUUGUUUUAUCAUUGAUUCAAUCCCGAUCGGUGGGUCUUUUAUCCUUAAUAGAUAGUUUUAGAUCUUAUUGUGACUCCCCUCCCCCUCGAUUGAUCCCGAUCUUUCUUUCUGUUGCUGGAGGCGGAUCUAGGGUUAGGGCUUCUGGAAUCUGUUUGAUUCUGGAUAUAUUUUUUCUUUUUGCAUAUUUUGUGUACUCCGUGUAUUGAAUUGGGUUUAAAUUUUUGAUUGAUUCUUUCUUAUUUUUUAUUGUUUCGACUUCCUACUUAUAAAAUUUGAAUUCUCUUGUCCAUCUUGUUUGGGUGUUUGAGAAUUGUAGUCAUUCAGGAUUCGUUCUUGUUUUAUUUUCUUCUCACUACCGGUAGUACUUCAUUGGAGGUGGCCCACAUUUUCCAUUGGAUAACUUUCUAGAGAAAUAAAAAAAUGGUAUUUAAGCUUAACAACCUGCCAUUGGAGCUGCCAUUGGAGCAUGAUGAUUCUCUCCAGUUUUCGUUCCAGCACAUGACGAACUUAGAUUGCCAUGAUCAAUUUGCAUCUUCACAUAGACAUAUUCCUGAUAAACAACCUUUUCCAGAUGGAGUUAGCAGUGGAGGCAACUUUAAGUUGGAAAUUUUGGAUGCUGUUAACUCCCACAGUAAUUCUGGGUUUACCACUGAGAAAACAUCCAGCUUGCCAGAGGUAAUGCGCAGUGACAAUGAAAUUGCUAGGCUGGAGAGCAGCAAACGACCUUUUAGUGAUGAUGAAAACCUCCAAGUUUCUGUAAAGCGCACAAGGCAACUGGAUGGAAAAUUUUCUUCCUUCAUUGGCACCUGUGAGGAGGAACCUCUUAUUGCCUCCCCCUCUGAUAAUGGGUUCAAGGAUCGAAAGGAUGCUGCUGGUCUUCAGAGUAGUAAUGGUUCUCAUGGCAGCAAUUUUAGUUUUCAAUGGUUCUCAUACAGCACGGAUGAUGAGUCUUGGCUGGAAUCACCUGUUCGGCUAUCCUUUUUUCCUGGAUAUUAUGAAGAUUACCACCGGCCUGUUCGAUUUAAUCGAGUAGAAGAAUCCAAGUCAUUUGUUUUCGACUACCCUCUGCGAAAACGUGUAGCUAUCGGAGAAGAUCAUCAAGCAAUUAUUCCUGUGUGGAAAUCCAAAAGCCUCCAUGAUUCCCAUAGAGAUGGUCCUGGUGCUUCAACAUCAGCUGGGCAUUUUUCAACUGAUGACAACCUUGGUGAUCAAUGGAGUGGUCACUGUGUUAUCCCAACGCCUGAUUCAACAUCACUGAGGUUGAAUGUUUCACUUGGACACGGCAAGAUUGACUGUUACUGCUUGGAUGAGGGCUCAAUUAGAUGUGUGAGACAGCAUGUGAUGGAAGCAAGAGAAGAACUUAGGAGUAUCCUAGGGCAUGAGCGAUUUGUAGAGCUGGGUUUAUGUGACAUGGGAGAAGAUGUAGCUUUGCGAUGGACCGAAGAGGAGGAACAACUGUUCCAUGAAGUUGUAGCAUGCAAUCCUACAUCGUUAGGCAAGAACUUCUGGGAUGAUCUUCCUCAAGUUUUCCCCUCUAGAAACAGCAAAGAGCUUGUUAGCUACUACUUCAAUGUCUUUAUGCUUCGGAAGAGAGCGGAACAGAACAGAUCUGAUCCAUUAAAUGUAGAUAGUGACAAUGACGAGUGGCAAGAGAGUAGCAAUGGUGAGUUUGGAGAAGGUGAAGAUGAUUCAGGGGUGGAGUCACUAGAAGAUGCUGCUGCGCAGGACAAUGUGGUUCAUGGUGAUGGCUUAGUAGAUAUCCAUGAGGAUGCAGAAGAAGAUUAUUGUGAACAUGAAGAAUAUGGAAUUUAUGAUGGAGUUGCCGGUGAUAAAUCAAGAUUUAGUCCUAAUAAUCAACGUAUGGGGUUGAAUUUACAUGAUUCUACUGGGGAAGACCACGAAGUGCACGAUGACUCUUGCACAUCCUAUGAGGCCCAACACAACAGUAACGACUCUUCUGGUGGUCGUGGAGAUGUUUCGGAGGGUGACCAUGGGGACCUCCAUCCUGAAUACAGGAGUGAAGGCGUGAGCGGUAUGACUGAUCAUGAUUUUGUAGUUGAUCAUUGUGAUCCGAGGCCAUGGGACAUUGGUUACUUCCAAGGAUUAGACAAGGGCCUUGACUUCUUGCCAACAUGUAGUGUGAUUGAAGAAGUAUUUGGCGAUGAAUCCUGGGAGAAGAGCAGGGAAGGCAAUGGUGUCAGCUAGAUUGUGCUGGGCUAUUGGAUUAUUAACUUAUCUGAGACUGGACUAUAUUGGUCUGUCUUUUGAUGAUACUACUUCCGGGAACUAUUCAAUUUUUCUUUGUACCACCAUGGUGGAAGAUUGGUAGUUUCCUGCUGGUGUUGUAAACUAGUUUCUGGUGAAAGGUCCCCUUAAGGAUUGAAACCACACGAGCUGUAUCAUCUUUUGCAACACUCUUUUUUCUUUUUCUUUUUUCAAACUUGGGGAUAUUUUUCCCUGGAGAAGGGGAUACCGUGUUAUAAACCUUAUAUGAUUCAAGUGUCAUUGUUUCAUUUAUGUACUUUUCUAUUAUAUUUAUCAAAAAAAAUCAUCCUGUGUAAUA
Asparagus officinalis (garden asparagus) is the source of this 2811-nucleotide messenger RNA. RefSeq lists its product as uncharacterized. The record is from RefSeq and is a predicted model, not a curated record. Lineage: Eukaryota; Viridiplantae; Streptophyta; Magnoliopsida; Asparagales; Asparagaceae. The transcript has 4 exons. Bases 669 to 2453 code for a protein of 594 amino acids.